GCGCUCGCCAGCAUUUUCCUGUGAUCAUUUGACAAUAUCAUUUCGGCUGCGAACAUGCCUGAACCAGCUAAGUCAGCUCCUGCCCCGAAGAAGGGCUCCAAGAAGGCGGUGACCAAGGCACAGAAGAAGGACGGCAAGAAGCGCAAGCGCAGCCGCAAGGAGAGCUAUUCCGUGUAUGUGUACAAGGUGCUGAAGCAGGUCCACCCCGACACCGGCAUCUCGUCCAAGGCUAUGGGGAUUAUGAACUCCUUCGUCAACGACAUUUUUGAGCGCAUUGCAGGCGAGGCUUCCCGCCUGGCGCAUUACAACAAGCGCUCGACCAUCACUUCCAGGGAGAUCCAAACGGCUGUGCGCCUGCUGCUACCCGGGGAGCUGGCCAAACACGCGGUGUCGGAGGGCACCAAGGCUGUCACCAAGUACACCAGCUCCAAGUAAGCUAGUUACCUGGGUAAAAGCGCCAACAACCCAAAGGCUCUUUUAAGAGCCACCCAUGUUGUCAUUUAAAGAUCUGUAAUUUUCCAGACUUGGCAUUGGCAAGGUAAAAUGGCUAAGCAACACAUGGGAUAGUAAGGGUUUACUGAAACAUCCAAGUUCCGCCGGGCGCAGUGGCUCACGCCUGUAAUCCCAGCACUUUGGGAGGCCGAGGCCGUCGGGUCACCUGAGGUCAGGAGUUCGAGACCAGCCCCGCCAACAUGGUGAAACCCCGUCUCUACUAAACUACUCAAAAAUUAGCCGGGAGCGGUGACAGGCGACUUAAUCCCAGCUACUUGGGAGGCAGAGGUAGGAGAAUCGUUUGAACCCAAGAGGCGGAGGUUGCAGUGAGCCCAGAUCGAGCCAUUGCACUCAAACCUGGGGUAUAAGAGCGAGACUUCUCUCAAAAAAAAAUCCAGGUUCCUUGUUUUUUCCCCUGUAGAUAGUAAGGGUCACCAAGGAGUAAGCGCGUAUGCAGCUUAAUAUGACACAUUUCACUCAGCAGCUAAGGAAAAAUCGUGUUCUAGAUUGAUCCCCACUUUUCUUCUCCCCGCACACCACCAUCUUAAAACUUUGUUUUCGUUUUUAGUUUCACUUUAUCAUCCUAUUGCCCUUGAUUUGGAGUAGCCGGGUGGAAAUCAAGUUUGGGGUAGUAUUAAAUCUAAAAUAAGGUGUGAGAAAGCAAAACUCGUCUUUUAGUUCGUUGUUAGCUUGCAAAUGGUUGGAGCGGCAUAUGAUGGAGGAAAUCACCUAUUGGUUGCAUUUCUAAACCAUGGCAGAUCGCUACCAGACGUUCUCAUAUCCCCCUUCCAAGUCCACUGAUUUCUCUACAAAUUUUACUGAGUUUAUAGUUAUUGGAUUACUUCACGUAGCUAUAUAUAUUACCUUUUGGCAAGAUCAGGAACUCUACCAUCUUCCUAGCUGAACAUAUUAAGGUUUAAGAGAAAGAACAGGCAACAGGAUAGCCUGAAGUUGGAGCAAAGAAAUGAAAAUUGCCGAUGCUACAUUCAGAUGCUUUUAUCUGUAAGCCUUUUUAAGGCUCCAAGGACUGUGUUAUCCCUAAACCUCCUCCUCCGUGUCCCGGAACAACUUUGUCCACAGCUACUUCCUUUCCUGAAAUUUCAUUUUAAGAGAGGAGGGUUAGAAGGAAUUAACAUUUGUGUGGUAGUCCUUAGAAUGCAUUAUUUCAUUCAUUGAUUUUUCUUUUUCCUACAGUCAGCUGUGAAAUGGAAUCUCCGCUUUUACAGGUGAAUGACCUCAAGAAUUAAGGUUAAGUAACUAGCCCCUUACACAUAAAUAAAACUGAGAUUUGAAUCUACUCUGAUUCUAAGGAUUACUUCCCACUAUUUGUUAGAGACCAUCCCAAGCAGGAGCCUAGUUGCUGUCAUAGGAGUCAGGAAAUUUAGGCUCAAUUGUAAUAAAAGAAAACUGGUCAGGAGAUACACAUAUUCUUUGUUGCACAGCAAAGUCCUUACACCAGCAAAAGUUUCUUUUAAAAAUAAAAUAAUAUUAAUGGUGACCUUUGGGCCCUAAAGAUCACCUGGCAGCAAGUUUAACUUUUCUGAGCACUGUAUUCUGGUGGGGAAACCAUGGGCAUUAUCAGUGUAAAUGUGAGCUCUAAAAUCUUAUUUUCUAUUUAUUACCUACAUGUCAUUAUCUGCAAAUACCCACAUAGCAGCUUACCGUGAACAUUAAGUGACCAAAAUUUGUUUUUAAUUUUUCGUUAUGAGACGGUCUCACUUUGUCAUCCAGACUGAGGUGUAGUGACACAACCACAGCUCACUGCAUUCAACCUCCCUGGCUAGUGUUCCCACCUGUCUCCCAAGGAGCAGGCACUAUGGGUACGCACCAUCACACCCGUUUAAUUUUUUUUUUUUUUUUAAUGAUUUUUGUAGAGCCAGGGUCCCACUGUGUUGCCCAGGCUAGUCUCAAAGUAAAUUUGUAAUGGAAUUUGUGAAGAAAAUUCUCUAAGCCCCAAAUAUAACUAAGGCAUUCAUUUCUUGCUCUCCAAAGCUAAUUUUAAAUACAUUUUAAAUUAUAUAUUCAUGAAAUAUUCAAGCAUGGAUUAAGGGGGACAUCACUCAGGAAGUGAUAUAGUCCUGAUUGCCUGUUUCUAUCCUAAGUUGGGGCAAUUUAUCUAAUUCUUUUGUAAGCACUUCCUUACCUGUUUAUUCCAAACAGGAAUAAUAAUUAGUAACUACUGCAUGACAUUGCUGGAGUGACGAAUCAAAGAACACACCUAAAGCACUUAGGACCGUGUCUGUACAGAGAAUGACCCCCUAAAUAUUAGCUGUGGCUAAGCCUCUGGUUGGAGUGAUAGGGAAGGUGACUUUGGUCCUGCCCACAUUUAAAGCCCAGAGUCCUGAGGCCUGGAAUAAUUAGCAUUUGAUGUGAAAUGGGCUUGUCUGGCAGUGUAAAUAAUACUCUUUGAACAGUUCAAUCCCCUCUUUAAAGCCAUUGCUUUCCUCCGAAGCAUUUUGAAGACACCCUACUGCCUGUGGCUGUUUGAUUUCCCUAUCGUUGCUUGCCAAUUCAAGCAACAUGUCUCACAUUUUCCAGGGACUGUCUCAUGCCCUCACUGGAACUAGGGGUGCCUCAUUUAAUGGUCGGAUGUGUUGAGUUAUAAGGAAGGAAACCUAGAAAUUCACAUAAGAAGUGCUUAGUACUUUACUCCUUUUUUCUUCCCAAGUUUCCUAUUAACUUUGCUAACCUUGCUACAUUUAUUUUCCAUCCAUUUGUUGACUAGGUUUCCCUCAUAUACCUCCAAAUCACAGCCCUGUUUUCAGAUGAACUUCUGCACCUUAAUAAGUGUGUUCUUUAAUUGGAACAUAGGAAAUUGGCUGGCUAAUGAGGGCCACACUUUCCUGAAUCCAUUGUAUCCCUGAGACAUAGGUCACUUCAAAGGAAACUGAUUGGUGUAAAUUCCUGGCCUGAAAAGCUGAAGAACACCACCUCACCACUAGAGAAGUAACAUCAUUUUUAGGCUCUGAUUUGAGUAGCUGCUACCAUUGUAUUUGUCACUCCUGCGGUAAUUUCUGAAAAGAACCAAGAAGUUACUAUCUCCCAUCUACCCUCAGCAGUGUAUAUCUUGAUGGUAUUCAGAACAUACUAUCUCAAAAUAUGGCCCCUUGACAUACUGAAUAUUUUAAGGCGAAAGAAUAUGAGAAGCAUCGUGGGCAGGAAGGUCUGUCUGAUUUUUCCCAACUCUUCUCCCCUGAAGCAGGUCAUAGGACCCUCAUAUGAGUCCUAGAGAGUCUGAGAGAAAUCUGAACAAAAAGACCUUGCUAGGUUUCUGUUUUACCCUUAGCUGACAGUCUUCUUUUUGUCCUAUUAUAUUUCUGCAUGACUCUCCACUCUUCAUCAAACCUAGUGUAAAAAUACUCAGGUUUACUCCUUCUCCAGGUCUUCAUUUCCUUACGAAGCCUCCCAUGUCAUGUGAAAUUUAUAUUAAAUAAAUGUUGUAUUAGUCCAUUCUCACACUGCUAUAAAGAAAUAACUCAGACUGGGUAAUUAUAAAGAGAAGAGGUUUAAUUGGCUCAUAAAACCGCAGGCUGUACAGGAAGCGUAGCAGCUUCUGCUUCUGGGGAGACCUCAGGGAGAUUCUACUCAUGGCGGCAGGCAAAUGGGAAGCAAGGCAUCUUACGUGGUGGUGCAGAAGCAAGGGGGAGAGAAGGUGGAGGUACCAUACCCUUUUAAACAACCAGAUCACAAAACUCACUAUCCCAACAGCUCCAAGAGGGUGGUAUUAAACCUUGAGAAACCACCCCUGUGGUCCAAUGACCUCCUACCAGACCCCACCUCCAACACUUGGGAUUGCAACUGAACUUGAGAUUUGGGUGGGAACACAGAUCCAAACCAUAUCAAAUGUAUAUGCUUUUCUCUUGUUAAUCUGUCUUUUGUUACAGGGCCCCAGCCAAUGAAUUUCAGAUGGGUAGAAGGGAAAGCUGUUUUCUUCCCUACAGCACACAGUAGGUGUGGGCGGGCAUCUGUGUUCUGUAUGUCUGUCUUUCUAGGGUAGGGAAGCAGACAUAACACUGAAAAAAUGCAGAGAAAAAUAAUCCCAGAAUGAAAAUGUUUGAGAUGUGUAUUCGUUUGCUAGGGCUGCCUUAACAAAGUACCACAGACUGAGUGGCUUAAACAUUUAUUUUUUCACAAUUCUGGAGGCUACAACUCUUAAGAUUAACCCUGUGAGCAGGGUUGAUUUCUUCUGAGGUCUCUCUCCAUGGUGUGUCAGUAACUGUGUUCUCCCUGUGUCUUUCACAUUAUCUUUUCUGUGUGUGUGUGUCCAGUCUUCUUUACUUAUAAGGACACCAGUCAGACUGGAUUCAGACCCACCUCAAUAACUUCAUUUUAUAUCUUUGACGACCCUAACUCUAAAUGCAGUCAUAUUUUCAAGGACUUCAACAUAUGCAGCAGGGAGGAGGGUAAAUCAGUCUAUAACAAGAAGUGCAGUAAUUAGUCUUCCAAAUACUGUAUGAACUAAGUAUUCCACAGGUGGCUCAAACCCAGCAGGACCAAGACUGGCCUCAUUAUCCUCACAGCUCUGCUUAUCCAAGUUUGAAAUCUGGUCCUCAUCUAGAUUACCACCAUCAUUUUCAUCAUAUAUUUAAUAAUAUAUAAAAUCUUACUCUAUUGAUUCUAUUUUAACAUCAUAUUUUUGUUUAUUGUGGCUAAAAAUUGGAAAUAUGUUGAAGAGCAGGAGUUUCACUAAAAAUAGGUUUUAUCAGCCUGGCACGGUAGCUCAUGCCUAUAAUCCCAACACUUUAGGAGGCCGUGGUAGGCAGAUCACUUGAGCCCAAGAGUUUAAGAGAGCCUGGGCAACAUGGUCCCAUCUCUACAGAAAAUACAAAAAUUACUCUGGUGUGGUGGUGUGCACCUGUAGUCCCAGCUACUCAGGAGACUGAGGCAGGAGGAUCACUUUAGCCAGGGAGGAAGAGGUUGCAGUGAGCCAUGAUCCUGUUAUGGCACUCCAGCCUGAGCAACAGAGAGAGACCCUGUCUUAAAAGAAGAAAAAAGACAAAAAUGGUUUAUGCAUAAUGAAAUACUGUGCAGCUAUUAAAACUAAUGUCAAAAAAAUAAACAUAAAAUAUGCUUGAAGGAUAGUACUUUGGGAAAGGUGCCAAAUCAUAUAUGCUCAUUUAUAUUAAUAUAUCAUACACAUGUGUAGUAUAGUUAGUUACAGGAAAAAAAACUGACUAGAAGGCUCAAUGCCAAAAUGUAAACAAUUCUGUUGCAUUCUUUGGGAUGAAAGAAUCAGCUCCUCUGGAGAGAACUUUCUCUAUUUGGCUGUCUCUAAAACACCCAAUAGUGUGGUUAAGAAAAAGGAAGUUCUCCAUUAAGCCCUUUCCUUUUCCAAGUUUCCCUGUCCUAUGUUAAGAAAAAUAGAAGUAAUUUUUUUCUUUUUUCUACUGCCUCCAUAUUUGCAGGAAAAAAAAUUAAUUGAACAAAUAAUUAUUGAACACCAACUAUGUACACAGUAUUAUUCUAGGUUUGGUAUAUAAAAAAUUAAUAGGAUAAUUUUAAGAUACAAUUCCUUACUAAGGAAAUUGAAAAACAAGGCAAAAGUAUCCUAGCAUUAAAGGAAAGAAUAGAGUAAGAUUAGUGAACCACUUAAUAAUCCAUGUGACUAUAUGUUCUUGUUUAUAAAAUAAUGCACUAGUGACCUCAAAGAGGAUCAAAUGGGAAAGUCAAGCAAAACUUGCAGUAUUAGUGUAAGGACCAGAAAAGCAUAAGGAAUUUUAAUGCCAAGCAAGCAACAUUUCAAGGCAAUGGUUACCUCCAGGGGAAGUAGUGGGAGGAUGAGAGAUGAGGUCAAAGUUGUUAUUUGUAAUAUUUGUUAUACCUGGUUGGCAACUGGGUUCAAGCAUGGUCAUCAUAUUAUCCUUUAUAACUUGUAUAUGGAUUUAAUACUUUUUUUUUUUCAGACGGAGACUUGCUCUGUCACCCAGGCUGGAGUGCAGUGGCGCAAUCUCAGCUCACUGCAAGUUCCGCCUCCCAGGUUCACACCAUUCUCCUGCCUCAGCCUCCCGAGUAGCUGGGACUACAGGCACUCGCCACCGCGCCCAGCUAAUUUUCUGUAUUUUUAGUAGAGAUGGGGUUUCACCAUGGUCUCGAUCUCCUGACCUCGUGAUCCACCCACCUUGACCUCCCGAAGUGCUGGGAUUACAGGCGUGAGCCACUGCGCCCGGCCUACAUUCUUUUAUAUGUAUCUAGAAUUAUAAAUUUUAAAGCAAAUAAAGAAACAAUAAUCAACAAAUGUAUUCAUGGAAAAGUCAUCUCGCCUUCCAUAAAAAUACAGAACCUCCAUAAAUAUUGCUGGUAUUAGAAAUUUGGUUACACAAAAGGCAAUCUCCCCUUAUACUCUGAAAGUCUGUAGAUGCUCAAAAGACCAGGCACUUUACAAAAAUCACCGCUAAUAUACAAGACUUGCUGUGUAAAGGAUAGUUCUUUAAAUAUCUUCCUUUUCUGCCAGGAGGACAUAACCUAACAUGUACACUAAAGUAUUUCAUUUUAUCAAUUGUAAAUUUAGAUUUAUAUUCAUUUUAUUUAUAUUCAUCUAGGCACUUAUUAACACAUAAUUUCAGUCUAAUAUGCUCAGUGCAAGAACUAGUUUCAUGAAAGAUGCUAGAACUGUGACAUAAUCAGAACCAAAGCAGGGAGGGGAGAUUUUGUAUGGUUCCCUGCUGUCCAGAAUAAAGUCUACAUUCCUGUCACUGGCCUAACAGGCCUCUAACAUCUGGCACCAAGCUGGGAACUAUCACUUGUGAUACUGACUUGAAUUAUACUCAUCUGACAUUCCAUAUAAUAUUCCAUUCCUGCUUUCCUUUUCAUAAGCAUAUGUUUUCACUCUCCAAAUAGACUGCAGGAUCCUUAGGAGCAGGGAAAAAUAUAGUGGGAAGGCCAUGGGGAAGGGAGCGGGAUUGUAAUGCCAGUGGGGUCACAACCAGCCUCACACAGAGGGUGUUAUUUGAAAGAAGUGAGGCAGCAACACUUAAAUCUAGAAGCUGAGUUGCCCACACAAAGGGAACUGUCAAUAUAUAGUCCCUGAAAGAGAUACAUACUUACAGCAAGUUCGAGAGGCUAGCGGAGCUGGGCGAGGAAAGAAAGGAGUAGUGGGAUUUGAGGCCAAAGAGAUAACAAGAUCCGGAGAGUGAGGCCUUGCAAGGUACUGAAAGGACUUUGGGUUUUCUUUUUAGCGAAAUAAGAGUCAUUGGAGGGUUUUCAGCAGAAGAGUGAC
Pongo pygmaeus (Bornean orangutan) is the source of this 7708-nucleotide messenger RNA. Its product is annotated as histone H2B type 1-C/E/F/G/I. Bases 55 to 435 code for a protein of 126 amino acids. The record is from RefSeq and is a predicted model, not a curated record. Gene Ontology annotation, cellular component: nucleosome. Lineage: Eukaryota; Metazoa; Chordata; Mammalia; Primates; Hominidae. The transcript has a single exon. Gene Ontology annotation, molecular function: DNA binding; protein heterodimerization activity; structural constituent of chromatin.